Molecule: messenger RNA, 1435 nt
Organism: Williopsis jadinii
Lineage: Eukaryota; Fungi; Ascomycota; Saccharomycetes; Phaffomycetales; Wickerhamomycetaceae
Gene: CUS2
Product: U2 snRNP complex subunit CUS2
Exons: 2
Coding region: 222-1274 (350 amino acids)
Biological process (GO): mRNA splicing, via spliceosome
Cellular component (GO): U2-type spliceosomal complex; U2 snRNP
Molecular function (GO): RNA binding
Source: RefSeq, a predicted model, not a curated record
UUUUACCAAAUAAAGUGGUAUUCAAUGAAAUGAACCUCAUGCGACUGUAUAAUUAACGGGGUAGCAUCAAAAGGCACAUAGUUAAAGUCCAAAACUGUUACCUUUGUUUUGUUUUCGUGCCAUCACCCAGGUAAAUUUUUUUGUAAACACUUUCGGGACAAAAACACUUUCAAUUGUUUACUAUUCAUGAAUAGAGAGAUAUAGCAUACAUUGUCAGGUUAAUGUCUCCUUUAAACACUGAUCCAAGAAGUGUGGAUCCAAAAGAAUUGGAUAAGAGAAUUUCAUAUGAUGAAAUUCAAGACAGGUGGUCGUUUAAGGAUGAUAAUGAUCAUUAUGAAUACAACACCGUAUUGAACAAAUGGAUCUCGAUGGAUAAUAUAGACUCGAGCAAUCACCAGGAAUCCCUGAUCGAGUUGAAGAAGCGGAAACUACAACAGAUGAAAGAGGAAAAAUUGGCGAAGAAGAAACAAAGAAUCAACACUGGUGUCUACGUCUCCAACUUACCACUAGACUGCGAUUCUGUCGAGCUGAACCAGUUGUUCUCCAAGUACGGUGUUAUAUCUCAAGACCUAUUGACAAACAAGCCAAGGAUAAAGAGGUAUGUUAAUUCUAAUGGUCAGUUCAAAGGGGAUGCCCUCAUAGUGUAUCUCAAGCCUGAAAGUGUUGACCUAGCUAUUCAGAUGCUUGAUGAUGCACCUAUACGAGUUGGGGAUAAUAGCAACAGAAUAAAAGUGGAAAAGGCGCAGUUUAAACCUGAAAAUGACACCGAUGAUACAUCCACCCCCAAGGAACGAAGAGUGUUAGACGAUAAGGAGCGUGAGCUCGUAAAGAAGAGAUUAAGACAGCUGAAUAGCAGGAUUGAGAAUUGGCAAGGUGACGAUGACAAUAACGUUAACUUGAAAUGGCAAAAAACCAUGGUGUUGAAAAGGGCAUUUACACUUGAUGAAUUGAAGGAGGAUCCUGAAGUGCUCCAAGAUAUCGAAGAAGACAUCAUGGAAGAAUGCGGGAAGUUUGGUAAGGUUGAAAAGAUCAUUGUCUUCGACCUCGAAGAAGAAGGUGUUGUGCUUGUUAGGUUCACAGAACCAGACUCAACAACAAAGUGCAUUGAAAAGAUGGAUGGAAGAUACUUUGCAGGACAGAAACUAAGCGCAACAAGAUACAACGGAGAACACUUCAACAAAUCACAUGACAACAACAGCUCAACACAGCUCGCUACAGAUUCACACGAACCGGAUGAUAACGAAAGACUUCAACAUUUCAUUGCAACCUCAUAGUCUUGUCUGGCCCAUCUGCCCCUACCCUUCAAAUGAAAACCAUAAUAGCUGAACCCAUAAUCUCCAUGAUGUACCAGGACACAUAUAUACAUUACUAAGAUCUUAUGUAAUCGUACUGAAUUUUCUUCUUCUUUUUGUCGUGUUUUUUUUUUUGUCCGCUG